Linum tenue is the source of this 1788-nucleotide messenger RNA. Lineage: Eukaryota; Viridiplantae; Streptophyta; Magnoliopsida; Malpighiales; Linaceae. The record is from the annotation of a GenBank genome assembly.
AGCUGUUCGUUGCCGUUAUACGAAACCCCCAAUCUCUUCUCUCCUUGAACCAAACUCCUCACAUUCCCACGCCGCCGGCAGCCGUCACGAUGACGACGGCUCCGCUCUACCUCCUCCUCGUUUCCGCCGUGGCCAUCUACCUCUCCACCGGCGCCUCCGCCAUCGGGGUCAACUACGGAACAAUAGCCAACAACCUCCCGCGGCCGUCCCAGGUGGCGCAGUUCAUAACGACGCAGACCAUCAUCGACAGCGUCAAGAUAUUCGAUGUCAUUCCCGACAUCAUACACGCCUUCGCCAACACCAACGUCACGGUCACGAUAACCGUCGGCAACGGCGACAUCCCUGCUCUCGCGGACGCCAGGGCCGCCGCCCAGUGGGUGGCCGCCAACGUGCAGCCGUAUUAUCAGGAGACCAAGAUUAACCGGAUCUCGGUGGGGAACGAGAUCUUGGCCACCGGGAACAGGCUCUGGAUCUCCAAGCUCGUCCCUUGUAUGUGGGCCCUACACAACGCUCUUGUCCAGGCCGGAAUCCGCAACAUUCAGCGAUGCAACUAUAUGGAUGAAACGCAGGUGUCGACGCCGCACACGCUGGGGAUAAUAUCGAACUCGGUGCAGCCGAGCCAGGCCCGGAUCCGGAAGGGCUACGACAAGGUGAUAUUCGAGCCCAUGCUCAAGUUCCUCCGCCAGACCAAGUCGCCGCUCAUGGUCAACCCGUACCCUUACUUCAGCUACGCCCCCAGCUACGCCCCCAGCAUCGCCGACUACGCCCUCUUCCGCCCCAACCGCGGCGUCCACGACUCACACACCAACAUCACUUACUACAACAUGUUCGACGCCAUGAUGGACGCCGUCUACUCCGCCAUCAAGGCCAUGGGUUACGCCGACGUCGACAUCGUCGUGGCCGAGACCGGCUGGCCCUCCGCCGGCGACCCCAACCAGCCCGCUUGCACCGUUGACAACGCCAUCUCCUUCAACGGCAACUUGCUCAAAGCCGUUACCUCAGGGAAAGGGACGCCAUUGAUGCCCAACAGGAAGUUCGAGACCUACAUCUUCUCCCUGUUCAACGAGAACCUGAAGCCGGGGCAGUCGAACGAGAGGAACUGGGGGCUAUUCCGCCCAGAUUUCAGCGCGGUCUACGACGUCGGAAUCCUGAAGAACAAGCAGUCGAGGCCGGCGCCGCGGCCAGCGCCGGUUGCGGGGAAGAAAUCGUGGUGCGUUCCGAAGGCGUCGGCGAGCGACCAGGCUUUGCAAGCGAACAUAAACUACGUUUGCAGCCAGAAGGGAAUGGACUGCAGGCCCAUUCAAGCCGGAGGCCCGUGCUUCGGGCCCAAUAACGUCAGGUCCCAUGCGUCCUUCGUGAUGAACUCGUUUUACCGCCUCAACGGAGCUCGUCCUUUCAACUGUGAUUUCGCCGGCACCGGAGUCGUAGCUAACUCGGACCCAAGUCACGGCUCGUGUAAAUACAUGUGAGAUGUGACAAUAUUAACGGUAGGAUUCGAGAUCGUCUCGAGAGGAGAUUUCAAUUUAAUCAGUCUUUGCAAUUAUGAGGUUUAAGUUGUCGAGUUAAUUUUGGGUCUGGCUGGGCAUUUUCCCUGGUUGUCAUCACAAAUUCUGUUGUAAUUGAGACCGUCUGUGUUUUACAAUGUAUGAAGUAUGAUUUAACAAACUAGGAGUCCUUUCUCUAGAGCCAGCUUGUUAGAAUUGAUUUAUUUAUUUGAUAGAUGGAACGUGACCAUGUGAUACGAUGAGUUAUAAUCCAAGCUCUUGCCUAAUAACUCUAUUGAACUAC